AUGGCGGAUCAAGAAGCUCCUGGUUGGCGGGAAAAGGCAGGGGCUUUCAUCUCCUCUUCCUCUUUCAAGCUGAAAGCAGCGGGAUCAGCCGUUGCAGGCGCUGCCGGCGAAGCAGGAUCCAAGGUGAAAACCUCAUGGCAGCAGAACGUGCAGCCGAAAGUCGCAGAGGCGGCGACUCGCGCAGCCGUCGCAGCAGAAGGAGCGAAAUCGCGAAUGCACACCACGUGGGAGUCGACCAAGGAGAGCUGGAACACGAAAGUGCUUCCAAGAAUGGAGGCCGGGCUGGAAACGACGGCUCGCGUAGCGGCUGACACGGGGUCGAUGCUGAAGCAGGGGCUGAUGGAGACGACGGAGAAAGUCAAGGCCAGUCGCGUGGGUCAACAGCUCACUGAGCUGACGGCGAAUGGCAUGGAGAGAAGCAAGGGGCUUCUCCAGAAGGUGGACUGGCGGAGGGGACGCCCCGGAGCUCCAGGUGACGCCACACUAGUGUUUGGUACACCCUUAGAUGCAUUCGCGAGCAGGCAGAGGGGCACAGCCGUGCCCUUCGUGGUCAUCCAGUGCUGCAACUUCAUCCUGCAGAAUGGCUUGGUUACGGAGUACUUGUUCGAGUCUGAGAACGAUUCACGUGUGGUCAAAGGACUCAUGCACAUGUUCGAUACUGACCCCAACGCGGACAUCCCUUCGGAUACCAGCCCACUAGACGUGGGGCAGCUGCUGCUUGUCUAUCUCAAGUGCCUCCCCGAGCCUCUCAUGACCUUCUCCCUUUUCUCCGGGGUCGCCACUGUCGGCAGCAGCGAUGUCACGCAGCUCAGGCGCCUGCUGCACACGCUACCUGCUGUUAAUCUUGAGACGCUGCAUGCUGUGCUGUGCCUGCUGUACCGAGUCAGCUUGCACGCUGAUGUGAACAAGCGACACGCAGCUCAGGUGCCUGCUGCACACGCUGCUGUCUGUGAACCUCGAGAUGCUACAUGCUGUGCUGUGCCUGCUGUACCGAAUGGACGCUCAAAGCCUAGCAGCCGAAUUCGCCCCCGUCCUGCUCUGGCCGCGACCAGAGACGAAACCAGGGAAGGCGCAGGAGCAGGUGCAGCAGCAGCAGCAGGGGAUGGAGGGGACGGUAGCAGAGGGAUGGAUGGUAGCAGUAUCAGCAAGAGCACAGGAGGUGGUGGUGGUGGUGGUGGUGGUGGUGGUGGUGGUAGUGGGAGAGUGAGUGAGGAUGUGCCUAGUCUCAUGGCCCCCUCCUCCCCUCCUGCUUUGACUCCCAAGGGUAGUGCUGCUUCUGCUGCUGGUGCUGGUGGUGCUGGUGCCACUGGUGGUGGUGGUGGGGAUGCUAUGGCGAGUCCUGCUAUGAGGAGGGCACAGAGUGAGAAGGGAAUGCGAGUGGGGGAUGGAGGGAGUGCUGCUGCUGCCACUGUUUCUGCUGGGCCAGCAGUCGUGGAGGCAAACGGAGAAUCGUCUGUUCCUGGUGAGCUGGCACAUAUAUUCCCCCUGCUCUAG
Molecule: messenger RNA, 1494 nt
Organism: Closterium sp. Naga37s-1
Lineage: Eukaryota; Viridiplantae; Streptophyta; Zygnematophyceae; Desmidiales; Closteriaceae
Source: the annotation of a GenBank genome assembly